Messenger RNA from Acanthosepion pharaonis, 639 nucleotides. The record is from the annotation of a GenBank genome assembly. NCBI's taxonomy places the organism in Eukaryota, Metazoa, Mollusca, Cephalopoda, Sepiida, Sepiidae.
AUGUCGUUUCUAGGCAGACGAUAUCGUUUUUGCGACGGUACUUGCCAACAAGGUUACCGGCUGCAAGCUCGAGAACUCUUAACAGCCAAUACACCUGCUCGACUCACCCACAAUUCUCCGGCUUCGGAAUCCGACGACAACGAUGAUGAAUUGGUCAGUUAUGUGCCCAUGAACUUCUUUGGUGAACAGGGAAUUUGCAGUAAUUCCAACCUCAGAAUUGACAAGGACCAGACACAGUUGCCUGUCACUAAUGUACUCGAGCAGUUCCAGCUAGGUGAAGGCGACAGAAAAAGAGAAUCAAACAAGAUAGUAGAAAAUGCCGAACGACCUCUGGACGACGGCCGCAUCCACGUGUCCGGGGACGUCUUUCAGUGGAGCUGCACUCCACCACCCACCCACGGGCCCGCUCACAUAAAGGGCACAACCGUUGCUACUGACUCCUCCCAGCACCACUCCUACUCACACUGUCUUAACUACCCCCCUUACUUUUGUAUAAUCUUAGUUCUUCUACCCAUUUUCAAUCAGAAUUUUCUUUCUUUCUUUCAUUUUGUCUUUCUUUCUUAUGCUGUUUAUUUCUACUCUUCUUAUUUAAAUUGUUUUCCAUCAUUUUUCUCUUCUUUUAUUGUCCUUUUAUUCUGA